AUGUCAGUUCAUGCACCCGCUAUUAUUUUCCUGACGGGAGGAACUGGUUUCCUCGGCACACAGCUCCUACACUGUCUUCUUUCUUCGAAUGCCGUCAAACGUGUAGUCGCUCUUGUUCGUGCUACCUCUGCUUCUCAGGGCCUAGAACGUUUGAGGCACGCAGCAGUCACGGCGGGGUGGUGGAAAGCAGAUUAUGAAACACGCAUCGAAGCUUGGGUUGGAGAUCUGGAGCUUGGCAAGCUUGGUCUGAGUGACUCGCAAUGGGCUCAGUUGUCGGGCACAUCGACCGUCGACAAUGUCACGGCAAUCAUCCACAACGGCGCCAUUGUGAACUGGCAUAUGGACUACGACAGGCUACGACGACCAAACGUUUUGGCCACCAUUGAGCUUCUCAAGCUUGCAACCUUGUCCCGAAGCUCGCCACGAUUUGUCUUUGUGUCUGGCGGCGCCAUAGCUGACCUGGAUACCAACCCGGGCAAUACUAUUGUCGCGGAGCAAUUAAGCAGGAGUAAUGGAUACUCACAAAGUAAAUUUGUCGCAGAGGCCAUUGUUCGUCGCUUCAUCUCGCAACUACCGUCAUCUCAAAACCGGUUCUCCGUGGUAAAACCGGGUAUGAUUAUUGGAACAGCCGACAAAGGAGUUGCGAAUGUCGACGACUUCGUCUGGAGAGUCGUUUCCACGGCAUCGCGCCUACAACUAUCUCCCGUGGACCCCGAGGAGAGCUGGGUGCCGAUUUCAGAAGCGGGUUUUGUUGCCUUGCAAACCGUGACUCAGAUCCUUUCCGAUGACACCUCGCCAUACGUCAACAUAGCAAGCACGUUUGGCCUCAGCUCUUCUGAUUUUUGGGAACAGGUCAAUUCAGAGUUGAAUCAUGCAUGCGAGCCGGUACCAUGGUCCGCCUGGGUCGAGCGUGCCCUCGAGGAUAUAAAUCAGUCUGGCGAAGACCAUCCGCUUUGGCCGGUCAACAACGGGGCGCACUGCGGGCAAGCUGCACUUCAAUGCGCUGCCAAACGCAACCACCACAACAGUGUUAAAGCAUUGCUCAACAGAGUAGACAUUUUGACGAAAUUUAGAAUGACAGAGUGGAAAAGUUAUUAA
This is a messenger RNA of Akanthomyces muscarius, 1098 nucleotides long. RefSeq lists its product as uncharacterized. The transcript has 3 exons. Lineage: Eukaryota; Fungi; Ascomycota; Sordariomycetes; Hypocreales; Cordycipitaceae. Bases 1 to 1098 code for a protein of 365 amino acids. The record is from RefSeq and is a predicted model, not a curated record.